Parastagonospora nodorum SN15 is the source of this 5856-nucleotide messenger RNA. RefSeq lists its product as hypothetical. NCBI's taxonomy places the organism in Eukaryota, Fungi, Ascomycota, Dothideomycetes, Pleosporales, Phaeosphaeriaceae. Gene Ontology annotation, cellular component: Golgi apparatus; endocytic vesicle; membrane. The coding region runs from base 1 to 5856 and encodes 1951 amino acids. Gene Ontology annotation, biological process: intracellular protein localization; endocytosis; retrograde transport, endosome to Golgi. The record is from RefSeq and is a predicted model, not a curated record. The transcript has 9 exons.
AUGGCAGCCUCGGAAGACCAUGCGGCCGACGACAGCCCCACGAACCCCGAGCUCGAUGUCAAGAAGCUCCACGCUCUCCCCUCGGAACAGCAAGACCUGUACUUGCUGACCUUCACCUCCGACCUCGCGCGCCAUGUAGCUUCAUUGGACGGCGAUGGAGCUUCGGCACACCAAAUCUACAUCAAGAAGGAGAUAUUCCAGAUCAUCAACCUGGCCUCCCCCGCGCCCACACGAGUGAUCCGAAACAACUUGGGACGGGCGAUUGCCGGCAUAUUCGAGAAAGGAGACAGGAAGCUGCUAUUCGAAUCCAUCAACGACUGUGUGGCUAUCGUGAACUCAGCCGGCAAGAGCGAUAAGGAUGUCCGUGCAAAGCAUGCUGCGGCUCACUGCUUGGGCGCCAUAUUCGAAGCGGCUGGAGACAGCGCCAUAGGGCUUUCGCCGAAUGCAGCCAUGUCUCUGCUGCGCCUUCUCAAGUCUGCGCAGAACCAUACCGGUCUAAGGGCGACACUCUUCAAGGCGGUCGGAAAGGUAUUCAAAGGAGUGGGGCCAUCAGCAGACGAGGUUGUCGCGAGAGAUGCAUGGAAGCAAGGCCGCAAUGCAUGCACUGGUGAAAAAUCAAUGCUCGUCCAGGCAAGCGCGUGCUACUGUCUCGAGCAGCUCAUACGCUACACGACCUUCUUUGACAACUCCAACGACUUCGACAAGCUGCAAAACGUUGCUUGGAAGACUAUCGAGAGCGCCUCGGCCUCUGUCAGACAUGCCGUAGCGUCCUGUAUUAGCACAGCCUUCGUCAAGAACUACUCGGAGAAUGCCCCCGUGGAUCUGCCUAUCCUUACCCGGUCCAAGACGGCGAAGAAAAAGAACAAGAAAGGCGCGGAUGCAGAUGGCGACGAUGAAGUCAUGGAGCGACCUGAUUCUCCUGCGCCGAAGAAAUCUGCCACAAAACUCUCAUUCACUGUGUCCACCAUGCUGAAACUUCUCUCGAACCGAUACUGCUUAGCGGGGACUGGCAACCGUGGAAGAGCUGGACUCGCUGUGUGCUAUAUGAAGACUUUCAGAGGCCUUGGCGAGCAAGUCGUAGAAUCCAAGUACUCGGAGAUCUCGCGGAGCCUUUUCAAUGAUCUUCUCAGCAACUCAGUCAUUACCCAGAAUCGCUAUCGAACACUGAGCGCAAGAAAAAGCGUCGCGGUGAUUCUUGAGCAUGUAAUCGGCCAUGACAUGCUCGGUGAGUCUGGCCAACUGAACGCUGCGCGAUUCCUCGUCAACGACGUCCUCAAGGACUAUCCACAGGCUCUCAAGGAGCGGCCAGAGCCAACAAAGCAAACAUUGAUAGGCGCCCUAAGCACCCUCUCUUCCCUGUUCAACAGCCUGGGAUCAGCCACCAAUACCAUUGCCGAUUCUUGUCGAGACGCACUCAUCCAGGUCCUACAGCAUCCGAGCUACACGGUGCAAGUAUAUGCUUCUGCUUGUCUCCGAUCUUUCGUUCUCGCUUGCCCUCUUCAGCUUCUGCCCGCGGUCACGAUAUGUAUGAACAGCGUCAAUCGGGAACUUGGUCUUCUGGGUGGGCCCCGCCAAUCGCCUCGAAAAUGCGUUGGUCUGGCCAACGGUCUCUCUGCCGUCCUCAGCACUUCCACAUCACAGCCUCUCCACGGCUCCGUAGACGUGAACUCAAGAGUACUCUCUCAAGCUACGACGCUUCUCAAAUCAAGCAGUCAGUCGGAUCUGAGAGUAUCAUCGACCCAAAUCCAGGUCGCGUGGAUCUUGAUCGGGGGUCUCAUGACUCUAGGACCAAAUUUCGUCAAGAUUCACCUGUCGCAAUUGCUCUUGCUCUGGAAGAAUGCGCUCCCAAAGCCUUUGAACAGGGACAAUAUGGUGCAAAGGAACUUGUUUGAACUCAGUUUCCUGACUCACGUCCGCGAAUGUGCCCUAGGCUCUAUCCUGACAUUUCUUCAAUUCAACAGUCGGUUGCUGACGCUGGACGUGACCAAGCGACUAGCUGCCAUGUUGCAGAACACUACCAUGUUCUUGAACACCUUACCUACGAAGAAGACGACUGAUGACGUUGCGCAAAAACUGUCGCCUGCACUACAACUUCAUGAUUUCGACCUCAUGUGCUACACAAAACUAGUCGAGCUCAGUCCGGCAAGUAGCAGUGAAGUCUUGCUCCAGACCAAUCUACUGCCCUUCGCAGUGGCAUCUUUCGCGGAACCGGACAAUUACACUUCCAGCUCCUUCAGCACUGCCAUAGCUAGUGCAGCAGGCAGUUUCGAGAGCAUUUGGGAGGUUGCGGAUAACCACGGCUUCGGUGUGAACGGACUCGUCAAAGGCUAUGAUGUCAAGCCACUACCGGGGGAGCAUGAGACAGGUUCGCGCCAUCACUGGGUCACUAGACAUGGACCUGAAGCGAUUAUCGAUCGAGCCACCCCAAAGAUUCAGGAGAGUAUCCUUGAACAAAUGACUUCCUUCCUCUCAGCGAGCAGUCUGCAGCGAGACAUCAACAGAAAGACGGCGAUGAUGGUCAACAUGGCAUGUGCUUUGCUCUUAGCCCUCAAAGUUGCCGUAAAAGAGACCCGUUCUCCUUCUGGGAGCCUGAAAGGAGUUGCUGUAGAGAAGGUCAUGCAGGACUUGCUACAUAUGUUUGUUAUCCUGCCCGAUCCAUACCUGCGCAAUGUUGCGGGAGAAGCUCUUGGACGUCUUUGUAACAGUUCCGGCAAUGCGCUCACUACCACUGAGGUCAACUAUCUUGUAGACCAAAUUGUUGCCAAUCGAGAGCCCAACGCUCGAUCCGGCUAUGCAGUGACUCUAGGCUGCAUCCAUUCCCAGCUUGGUGGCAUGGCUGCUGGCUACCAUCUCAAGAACAUCCUUGGCAUCCUCAUGUCUCUUAGCAACGACCCACAUCCAGUAGUCCACUUCUGGGCCAUCGACAGUCUUUCGCGGGUUGCUGACUCUGCAGGUCUUUCCUUCUCCAGCUAUGUCACUAGCACUUUGGGCAUGCUUGCUCAACUGUAUGCUGCUGAUACGCAUAACGAAGAGUCUGCGUCUCUGGCGUCAUCGAACAUUGAGAUCGAUCUUCCAACUCCUGCGGUAAUAGCAAGAUGUAUCGACAGUACGAUCAACGUGCUUGGUCCAGAUCUGCAGGACAUGGCGAAGGCGAGAGACAUGGUCAUGACUCUGAUUGGUCUGUUCCAAGCAGAAUCAGAUGUGCUCAUCCUCAUCGAGAGCUUGCGAUGUCAAGAACACGUCUCGCUGUAUGCGCCAGGUCACAUGAACUUCUCAGCCUAUGUGAAGCACCUUCAGCGCUCUGUUGAAAGUAGCUCGGUCCAAAUCAGAGACAUGGCAAUCGAUGGCUUGCAUAAUCUCAUGCGACGAAACACUGAAGAAGUCAUGAAGGCCGGUGAGCCAGGCUUGGAGGAUCAACUAUGGCACGUCCUCGACAAAGACUCCGAGCACGAAGUUGUGCGCAACAUCAUUCGCAACUGGCUACAACAAACUGGUCUGACUGACGCCGCCACCUGGGUCCAGCGUUGUCAUUCGGUUCUCACGAAGACGAAGAAGGUCGAACCACAGGCACAAGCAGAGAACAAGCCUAGAGGCGGCGGACCUGAUCUGCAAGAUGAGGAAGUUGCAGGUUUUGCUUCGGCGAACAAUGCACCUGGAGCAGAUGCUGGUGAUGCGACCCAGGUCAGCCAAGAGCUGCUCAAGUGGCAAGUCAGAACAUUUGGCAUGGACUGUCUGAGUGAGCUAGUCGCAAUGAUCAGCAAGGAGGCUGCUUUCCGAGAGGAGGCGCCUUGUGUAGCAGCACUACAGCACCGGGUCGCGGAUGUUGUCCGUAUUGCCUUCUCGGCAUCAACUGCUGGCGUGGUUCAGCUGCGGAUACGUGGGCUGAAGAUUAUCGAUCAAGUGCUCAAGUUGUUCGGUAAAACAUCCGAUCCUGAUUUUCCAGAGGUCACAUUGCUUGAGCAAUAUCAGGCACAGAUCGGUUCCGCGCUUACACCAGCUUUCGCCGCAGACUCUUCGCCGGAGCUUGCGGCCGAGGCAAUCAAUGUUUGCGCCACAUUCAUAGCCACAGGAAUUGUCACAGAUGUAGAUCGCAUGGGUCGCAUCCUUAAGCUGCUCGUUUCUGCGCUCGAGAACUUUUCGAGCGAGUCGGAAACAGCAGCUAUUGGCGAUCUCAAGGGCCUAAGUUCGAACUCACAAGUCAUGGUAAAGAUGGCUGUCUACUCAGCAUGGGCGGAGCUGCAGAUUGCGAGUGCGGAGCAGACAUACCUCGUUGAUGUUUUGAAACCACACAUUGCCAAAUUAACACCGCUGUGGUUGGCGUCUUUGCGCGAAUAUGCUAGGCUUAGGUUUGAGCCUGAUAUUUCUUCAUCCAUGGGCGGUUCGUCUUCGCUUUCCGGUAGUUUGGAUACGAUAUAUGCUGCCUUGAACCGGGAAACACUGCUUAAGUUCUACCAGCAAUCCUGGCUCAACCUCGUCGAUGCCAUUGCCAGUCUUAUCGACGAAGACAGCGAAUUCGUCUUUGAUGCGCUAGAUGGCAAGACAGAGCUCUCCGAGUCGACGCCCAACGGCAAGGCCGACCACAUCAACUACCGUGAUGAGCCCGUUGCUUUCUUCUUUGUGCUUUUCGGUCUUGCUUUCGAAGCACUUGCAGGUCGUCCUGGGGAUCUUCAAGCCUCCAAAGAGCAGAUUCUGGAGAUUUUGCAAGCGCUUAAGAAGAUUCUGCGACCUUCGGUUUCUGGACAUGCAAUCUAUCGUGACGUCGUCUUCUCUGAGACGAUGGAUAUGCUUGAUCGAUUAGUCUUGACAGAAGGUUUGACAGUGCAGAAGGUCAUUGUCGACAUUGCACACAUCGAUCAGCUAUUUGAGCUGACAAAGAUCAUCGUGCUCGUGCUCUCUGGUUUGGUACCUGGCCUGGAAGAAAGCAAUUCGAAAGCUCGUCAUGAUCUUAACGAGGAAGCUAUUGCUCUUCUCACAACUGCACUUUCCGCGCUUGUCGAUGCUGCUCAGGUAUUCCCAUCAAUCAUCAAAGCCGACCUACACGCGUGUAUACUACACAUCUUCGCCACAAUUCUUGGCACUGGUGCUUGCCAGGCAGCAGUUGUUCCGCAGGCACUGCCAAUUUUCAAACGAUUCAUCACAAGUCUUGCGCCCCAAGCAGAAGCAACGGAGGAUACUAGCAAACAGCUACGCGCAACUCUAACACGCUUCCUUGCCAUCCUACGCCAUGCACAACAGCGCGAGUUCGACGCAGCACUCGCUUGCGAAAAGAACUCCGUCCUCGCAACCACAAUCCUCCUCAGUUCCGCCUCAUCCGCCUUCUCCCCAAGCGACCCACUCGUCAAGCGCUUCGUCGAAGACCUUUUCGACUGCCUAAACGCGCGCAUGACCUCCAAAGUCGCCGCUGGCUGCUGUCGCUCUCUACUCCUCCUCCCCAAAAAAGGCGCCUUCGAAACCGGCCUCGCCGCACUCAUGCUGCCACACAUCCUCUCCUUCAUCGCCAACCCAUCCGACGUCGAAGGCCUCGAAGAAUCACGGACCACACUUGCGCAAACACUCGUUGCGUUUAUAUCUACUCUCCCGCAAUCCGAACAGCGCCAAGUGGCUAGUAAGAUUAUUAUACCCGCGCUGCUUGCGCGGGUGCAAAAGGAGCCCGGGACGAGCCAGGAGACUGCGACACGCUUGCUGGAAAUUGCGGGCGCAGAUCAAGUGGCCUUUAGAGCGGUGGUUGGGGGGUUGAGUGUAGAGCAGAGGGCGCUGGUUGAGGGGGUGUUGAAGAGUGGACAAGGGCCGGUUAGGAGGGAGACUAGGGGAGAUGAGGAUGAGGGGCCGAAGAUUGCGCUGAAGAUGGAUUUUUAG